AUGGGGGAGAGACCAGAGGUGCCUGCAGCCAGGAGACAGGCAGACUGCGGGGGAGUGAGAGGAGAGCCCUGGGAUGCCUGGCAUUCCCCAGGCCCCUCCGCCAUCACCCCCUCCCUGCUGACACUGUCUCUAUCUUCCAGGUCAGUGAAUAAUUUCCUGAUGACGGGCCCCAAGGCCUACCUCAUCUACUCCAGCAGUGUGGCGGCUGGGGCGCAGAGCGGCAUCGAGGAGUGCAAGUUCCAGUUCGCCUGGGACCGCUGGAACUGCCCCGAGAGGGCGCUGCAGCUCUCCAGCCACGGCGGGCUGCGCAGUGCAAACCGAGAAACAGCCUUUGUCCAUGCCAUCAGCUCUGCGGGCGUCAUGUACACGCUGACCCGGAACUGCAGCCUGGGGGAUUUUGACAACUGUGGCUGUGACGACUCCCGCAAUGGACAGCUGGGGGGACAAGGCUGGCUGUGGGGAGGCUGCAGUGAUAACGUGGGCUUUGGGGAAGCUAUUUCCAAGCAGUUUGUGGAUGCCCUGGAGACUGGACAAGAUGCCAGAGCUGCUAUGAACCUGCAUAACAACGAGGCAGGUAGAAAGGCAGUGAAAGGGACCAUGAAGAGGACUUGCAAAUGCCAUGGUGUAUCGGGGAGCUGCACCACCCAGACCUGCUGGCUGCAGUUACCCGAGUUUCGGGAGGUGGGCACUUACCUCAAGGAGAGGUACCACAAAGCCCUGAAGGUGGACUUGCUGCAGGGAGCAGGAAACAGUGCUGCCAGCCGGGGUGCCAUUGCUGAGACCUUCAGCUCCAUCUCCAAGAAGGAACUGGUCCAUUUGGAAGACUCUCCUGACUACUGCCUGGAGAACAAGACCCUGGGGCUGCUGGGCACGGAGGGCAGGGAGUGCCUGAAGAGGGGCAAGGCGCUCAGCAAGUGGGAGAAGCGGAGCUGCCGGCGGCUGUGCGGGGACUGCGGGCUGGCGGUGGAGGAGAGGCGAGCCGAGAUGGUGUCCAGCUGCAACUGCAAGUUCCACUGGUGCUGCGCCGUGCGCUGCGAGCAGUGCCGCAAACGGGUCACCAAGUACUUCUGUGUCCGCAAGGACAAGCGCGAGCGCAGCGGAGGUGGCAGAGCCAGUCGCAAGCUCAAGAGAAAGCUCUAACUUGCUUCUGCUCCUCCACAGCGCUGUCUGCCCCUCUCCUCUCCUGUCCUUCCCAUCAGCUCCUGGCACCGCUUCUGUUUGGCAUAGUUUUGUCUCAUUCCCACUGCUGCCUCGCUGGGGCUUGGGC
Molecule: messenger RNA, 1267 nt
Organism: Ficedula albicollis (Collared flycatcher)
Lineage: Eukaryota; Metazoa; Chordata; Aves; Passeriformes; Muscicapidae
Gene: WNT8B
Product: Wnt family member 8B
Exons: 5
Coding region: 1-1140 (379 amino acids)
Biological process (GO): neuron differentiation; canonical Wnt signaling pathway; multicellular organism development
Cellular component (GO): extracellular region
Molecular function (GO): cytokine activity; frizzled binding
Source: RefSeq, a predicted model, not a curated record